Molecule: messenger RNA, 2307 nt
Organism: Pedinophyceae sp. YPF-701
Lineage: Eukaryota; Viridiplantae; Chlorophyta; Pedinophyceae
Source: the annotation of a GenBank genome assembly
AUGGAGGCUGCGGUCGGGGCCGCGGGGCCGGAUUUCGACCGUGACGCGGCCGAGCAGGAGGCGCAACUCGACCCGCUGUCUCUGCAAGUGUUCGAGGACGAGCGUUUCGAUGCGGCCGCGUGGCUGAACGGCUACCUGCGCGACGUGACGCACAAGGACGCGGCAGUCGAGGCGCUCACCGGCCUCGAGACGAAGCUGCAGCUCGUCGUCGAGGACGUGGAGGGUAGCCUCGAGCGUCUGUGGGAGAAAUCCACGGCCAGCCUCGAGGCCGUGACCCAGGAGGUCGCGGGAGUGACGGGCGACGUCAGCGCGCUCCUCGGCAACGCCCAGCGCGCCAAGGCCGCCAUGGCCGAGAUCGCGAACACCGGCCGCUCGCUCACGCACGAGCUCGAAGACGUCUCGCUCGUGCGCGACCGCAUGGAGUCCACGCGCGAGACCCUCGCCGAGGCCGCGAGCGUCGGCAAGCUCUUUCCGGAGGCGUCCGCGGCCCUCCAGCGCGGCGACCUCCCCCGCGCCGCCACCAUCUUGGCCUCCGUGCGCCGCUCCGUGGCGAUCGUGCGGUCCGUUCCGGGCAUCGCGUCGCGCGAGGAGCAGCUGCGGUCCCUCGAGACCCGCCUGCAGUCCCUCGUGGAGUCGUCGCUCGGGCAGGCCGUGCGGUCUCGUGAUGCGGGACAGGCGCGAACGCUGCUGGGGCUGCUCGAAGGGCUGUCGCGCGCCGACGCGCUGACGCAGCUGUACCUGCGCGCCGCGACGCCUGCGCUCCAGGCGCUGUGGGGGCAGGGCAAUCCCGCGGAGUCCGGCUUCGCGACCUGGCUCGAGGGCUUCUUCACGCGCGUCGCUGGGUACGCGUCGGACGAGCUGGAGUGGCUGCGGCUGGUGGCGCCUGCGAAGGCCGCUGAGCUGCUGGCGGCGCUGCUGUCGAGCUUUGUGCGGGCGCAGCAGGGCGCGCUGUCGUCGCGGCUGCGGAGCGCGCUCGGCGCGGCGCAGGGCGGCGCGGCGGCGUCCGGGGCGCUCGCGACGCUCCAGGGGGCAGUCAAGGCGUGCGGCGGGUUUCUAGUCGAGAUUGAGGGUCUCCUGGUGGGCGCGGGGGACAGCGGGCGUGUGGGCAUCCCCCGGGCGCAGUUCCUCGCGCUCGCGCUCGAUGCGACGCUGCCCGUCGCGCGCGCGGUCCACGAUUACGGCAAGAUGCAGCAGGAGUGGUUGGCGGGGAAGUUCGCGGCGGCAGAGGGCGAGCUGGGGCUCGAGGCGGCGCGGAGGGACUUUGGCGCUGCGGUCGGGGCGCUGGAGGAGGCCGCGCCGGUGCUUGAGUCCAGUCUCCGGGAAGCGGUCGACACGUGCGCGGCGCUGACAGCGGGUUCGGAGUCCCCGGGGCUGUCGACCGCCGUCGACAACACCGCGCCGGCGUUCCUCUCGAAGCUCGCCGCCGCGCUGCGCGCCUCGGCCGCGCGCGCAGCCGCGACCUCGGACGCUGCGGGCGCCGCCGUGCGCGCCAUCCGCGCCGCGCACGCUCUCGCCGCCGUCGUGCGCGGCGCGGAGAGCCACGCGCGCGUGACGUGCGCCUCGCGCCUCGGCGACGUCCUGGAGACGCCGAGCGGCGCCGCGCCGCCGGAGGGCACCGAGUUGCUGCACGUGAGCGUGUGCAGCAGCCCUAAGACGGAGGCGCGUUUGGAGGGGGUGCUGGCAAACAUGCGUUCGAGCUCUGCACAGGCCAUGUUCGGGAGCACGCUGCAGGCCCUCAAGGACGUCGACGGCGCGGUGGAGGAGUGCGUGCGCGGCGUCGCGCUCAACGGCGUCGCGAAGGCCGUCAGCGGCGUCGCAGCGCUCCCCUGCUGGACCGAGGACACGCGCACCGCCGGCAGCGCCCCCACGCCUUCCUUCUCCGCAUACCCGCAGCUCUUCGCGACCACCGUCGGCGAGCACCUCAUGGCCCUCCCCGCGCUCCUCGAGCCCCUCGCCGAGGGCGCAGACGACGCCGACGCCGCGAACGGCGACGAUGCGCCGCAGGACUUUGAUGCAGAGCGCUGGCUGGACGCGCUGGGAUCGAGCGCGGCGGACGUGGUCAUCCAGGCGCUCGCAGGCGUGCCGCGGCUGUCGGACGCCGGGGCGGCGCAGAUGGCGGCGGACUUGGAGUACGUCGGCAACGUGUUGAGCGCGCUUGGGGUGGCAGCGCCGCCGUCGCUUCAGGCGUGGGGUGCGGCGCUAGGGGAGGUGCGCGGCGGCGCGGCGAAGGUGCGGGCGGCCGUGCAGCCGAUGGGUGCUGCGGGCGAGGCGGCGGCGAGCGCGAUUCUGCGCAUGCGCGGACAGUGA